GUCGCCGGGGCCCCGCCGUCCGCCGCGGCUCUGGCCGCCGCGGCCAUGGCCCAGCGGGCGCCCAGGGGGCAGGGGCAGGACGAGGAGGAGGGAGCGGAGGAGGAGGCGGCGGCGAGGGGCAGCCAGGCGCGGGCCAGGAGCCAUGCGGAGCCCGCGGCGAGCGGCGGCAGAACCCAGGACCGGCAUGAGAAGAAGCGGAAGAGGCAGGAGGCGCAGCAGCUCCAGAAGAUCCAGCACUUGGAGUCUUUCUAUGAGAAACCUCCCCCUGGGCUAAUUAAGGAGAAUGAAUCAAAACCAGAAGACUGCAUUCCUGAUGUACCAGGCAAUGAAAGCGCACGAGAAUUCCUGGCACAUGCCCCAACAAAAGGGCUUUGGAUGCCUUUGGGAAAAGAAGUCAAAGUUAUGCAGUGUUGGAGAUGUAAACGUUAUGGACACAGAACAGGAGAUAAGGAAUGCCCAUUCUUUAUUAAAGGCAAUCAGAAAUUGGAACAAUUUAGAGUAGCACAUGAAGAUCCAAUGUAUGAUAUAAUAAGGGAAAAUAAGCGUCAUGAAAAAGAAAAGAGACCCAACCAGGAAGAUGGAGAUAGCUAUAAACAGCAUUACCGUAACCAACUCUCUUUGAAACCACAAGGUACAUUAGUACAGGGCUGUGAAUUGAGGAACUAGAUGAUGGAUAUUGGUACUGUGCAAAAGGAAAGAGAAAACUAGAUUUGCUUUGAAAGAACUUCUGUAGAAUUUAGUCUCUGUGGGUAUGCUAAGAUAAAAAAAAAAAACCCACAUGAUACAGCUCUAAUACAGUAGAAUGAACAUUAACAGCAAAAUUAAGGAACCAUAGACUACAAUGCAGCUGAGAUAUAUUUUUUUUAUUUUCUUCAAAGCUUUGGAAGAGAGGACAAGGAAAUGUAUAAAUUAAAAUGUUUUUUUCUCCUUCCUACAUGUCUAAGAGUGAUUUAGUAAAAAUAACUCCCCAUUCCUUGCCAGUCAUUCACAAUAUGUUCCAAAGAAAAACAGGAUAAGCAAGGCCUACUUACAAAGUUUCUGUAUCAUAUUCCCAGACCUUGGAGGUAGAGUUGUAUUUAGCAAAUCUCCCUGUGAUGGGAUUUACUGGUGAUUCAUGGUAGUUCCCUAUAUCAGCAGCAUCAUCAAAUUCUAAGGCCCUUGUUCUUUCAACAGAAAAAGAUUUAACAGCUGAAAUAGCAUGGGGAGAUCUAUAAUGGACCGAUUCUUUUGGCCAGGUUGGACAGGGCUCUGAGCAACCUGGCCAAGUGGGAGGUGGUCCUGUGUGUGGCAGGGGGCUGAAACUAGAUUACAGCUUACAGCUUCCUCCAACCCAAACCAUUCUAGGAUUCUUGUAUUGCCACACUUGUUGCUGAGAUUAAUGCAUUUAUAGAUUAUUGAAAGAUGCUGGAAGCCUGAUACUGACCUGAUGCAUUCCAAGAGAACUCUUACACUGGCUUGUCUAGAGCAGGGUUAACUCAACACUUCUUCAGUUACUCUAGCUUUUGUUAUUUAAGAUUGCUCUGAAGCUUAGUUUAACAAAAACAGUUUUUCCUUUGCAAUGCCCUUCCUUGUUAAUGGAACUCUCUCUUUGUAUCUAUCGGGGUUUAUUAUUUUAACAAUUAAGAAAAAUAUACCAUUUCUAACUUGUAUCAAAUCUAGUUUAAAUGGUUGAGGUGCCACAUCACUUCCCUAUACCUGACUAAAGGUGUGUUAUAUCACUAUCUUUCCAAUCAUGGUUAAUAGAACAUACCUCCACAGCAGAGCAGUGCAAGCUCUGCUAUUAUUUCUGUUACUUCAUUGAAAUGAGAGUACCUGUGGUGCAGAUACUUAGAAUCAUGGGUUAGAUUUUAGCAUUUAGUGGCCUUGGAUAUAUAUUUUCUUUUAUAUCCACUCACUGCUUAUAAACCUUGCCAUUUUCCUUAGCAAUGAAUUCUUCUUAUUUAUUGAUCUGUAGCAAUUGGCUUUCACACUGCUUCGUACUAGUUUCAUUUCACACAUCUUUAAUCUUACACUGGAAGGUAUGUAACUGAUUCUUGUUUGUUCUCCCUAUAUAAUUUCCAGUUUUAUAAGCCUCUGUCAUAUCCCAUGUAGGUCUUUACUGCAACCCAUAAAAGUAGCAUUUCAAAAUUUGACAGUUUCAAUAGACUAAGAUUUAUAGGAGCUCUUUUAACAGCCAGGGCUAGAGUGCUGAGAACCAUGAUUCACAUCAUCAUUUGGCAUUUUAAACAGUGCCAAAGCUGUCAUUUAAGAUAAGUCUUUUAAAAAUAUGUAGACUAGAGAUAAAGACUAACACACCCUUUAGAUUAAUGAAAAACAGUUCUAUGUAGAAGUAAACCCCAAAAGCAGAAUAGAAAGUUAUAGCCUUGGAAAACUGACUAGCCUUAUUUUUUUAAAUCAUAACCAUUUAAUGUUUUUGUUUGAAAAACACUUUUUUCCUGGCCUUCUUUAUAGAUGUGUAUUUCCAUUUGAAUAUUCUGUUGAAGUCCAAGUGAUAAUAAUAACAUAAUUAUAUAGUCCCAUGAAACUAAAUAAGUGUUAAAUGUAGCUAAAACAACCCUCACAGGCAAUACAGCUUCCCAGGUCUUUUAUCUUAAUACUCUGCAUCAUUUUUGUUAGAAAGGUAUUUCAGGUAAAAUACUGAUAUUUUUAUUUAUUUCUUUGGCCAUUCAUUUAGUUGGGGUUUGUAGUCCUUUUGAGUGAGACAGCCAGUAGCAGCAAGUCAGGGGAAGCUAAGUACUCUAAAAAACAUAAUGAAUUUGUUUUUCCUUGGUAUGCCUUCAAUUGGCAUGCCAUGAGUGUUAUAGGCUUUUGGGGUUUGGGUUUUGGUUUGUCUGUUUUUUGCCAUUGGCUCUGAUCUGCCUUUGUUUAAUUUUAAUAGAAAGACCUGUGGUUAAUAUUUUCCAGUAUAAAGCAGAACACCAGACACUGUAAAAGGGAAAAAAUUUUAUGCCAUCCAGGUGCUACCAAAAUGAAAACGAAAAUACAGAAUUAAUAUCUGGCCAACCAAAAGAACCCACAGCUCCACAUCAGUAAUUACACCACACUCACUUUGCAACAAAGGUUUCAGAUACUACAAAUAAUGAUU
Molecule: messenger RNA, 3085 nt
Organism: Vidua chalybeata
Lineage: Eukaryota; Metazoa; Chordata; Aves; Passeriformes; Viduidae
Gene: RP9
Product: RP9 pre-mRNA splicing factor
Exons: 6
Coding region: 46-666 (206 amino acids)
Biological process (GO): RNA splicing
Source: RefSeq, a predicted model, not a curated record